AGUUCCCCAAAGAUAACACAGCUUUGCGCAGUGGGUGUUUACUUGCUGGUGGUCUUAUCUAGGAUCAACACUGGCAGGUCUGCCUGGAGAGGCCUCCAGGGUCCAGGUCCAAUGCACUUCCCUCUCAGAAGAGGCAUCCGCUAAAAGGGACCAAAGCUGCUGGGGGAAGGCAAGGCAAGGCAAACUCCCAUGAGAAAAAACGCCAGGCCAGGCAGUCAUGUCACAGCACCUGGCAGAAAGGACGGAAGCGCAGCCACUGGCUGAAGUUAUCCCCACACCCGCUGUCUGGAGAAGAUGAUCAGGAGCAGUCUGCUCAACCCGAAGGUAGGACUCUCCUCCUCGGGAAGGUGUAGGAUCACCAGCCUGGCUCCCCGCGGGCUCCCAGGGCUCACAGAGGCCAGAGCAGCAACAGCACAUGGGAAACAACGGGGCGCCAGACUGGGGAGAUCUCAGAGCUCUCCUAGUGACGACAGCCUCAUUUUACACAGGGAGAAAGGGCGAGUAAGCUAAGGUCACACAGCAACAAAGCCGCACCCAGACCCCAGAGCCACUCUCCUCCCUCCCUCCUCCACCAGGGCCAUGCCCACUUGGGGCACCCUGCCACCCUGUGUUCAGGGACAGCUGGAGCACAUGCUUCACCCCUCGCCAACCCAGCAAUCCCGCAGGGCAUCUGACCUCCACUGUUGACUUCUACCCAGAGGACAUGAACAUUUUUAGUUCCCAAGGAAUGUACAUUGUACAUCAGCCCCACGGAAGCUAGGCCACCUCUGAGAUGGGGUUGCUGGUUUAAAACAAACACCAGCCUUCCUAUAUAAGGACCCGACAGCCACCAGGCACCACCUCCGCCAGGAAUUGCAGGUCCACCUGUCUGCAACCCAGCUGAGGCCAUGCCCUCCCCAGGGAAUGUCUGCAGCCUCCUGCUCCUCGGCUUGCUCUGGCUGGACUUGGCCAUGGCAGGCUCCAGCUUCCUGAGCCCUGACCACCAGAGAGUCCAGAGAAAAGAGUCCAAGAAGCCACCAGCCAAGCUGCAGCCCCGAGCUCUAGGAGGCUGGCUCCGCCCGGAAGAUGGAGAUCAGGCAGAGGAUGAACUGGAAAUCCAGUUCAACGCCCCCUUUGAUGUUGGAAUCAAGCUGUCAGGGGUUCAGUACCAGCAGCACAGCCAGGCCCUGGGGAAGUUUCUUCAGGACAUCCUCUGGGAAGAGGCCAAAGAGGCCCCAGCUGACAAGUGAUUGCCCACAAGCCUCACUCACCUCUCUCUUCCUCCCAAGCCUAGAAGCGCUCAUCUGGCCUUUCACUUGCUUCUGCCGCAACUCCCACGACUGUUGUACAAGCUCAGGAGGUGAAUAAAUGUUCAAACUGUAGGCUGAUGUUCCAAAUGGGAAUUUAUUUCAAAGAGGAAAAGUUAACAUUUCACUUUAAAAAAAUCAAAAUAAUAAAAAU
This is a messenger RNA of Piliocolobus tephrosceles (Ugandan red Colobus), 1440 nucleotides long. RefSeq names its product ghrelin and obestatin prepropeptide (gene GHRL). The transcript is spliced from 6 exons. NCBI's taxonomy places the organism in Eukaryota, Metazoa, Chordata, Mammalia, Primates, Cercopithecidae. Gene Ontology annotation, molecular function: ghrelin receptor binding; growth hormone-releasing hormone activity. Gene Ontology annotation, cellular component: extracellular region. The record is from RefSeq and is a predicted model, not a curated record. Gene Ontology annotation, biological process: negative regulation of inflammatory response; positive regulation of growth hormone secretion; gastric acid secretion. Bases 888 to 1229 code for a protein of 113 amino acids.